Ostrinia nubilalis (European corn borer) is the source of this 12620-nucleotide messenger RNA. RefSeq names its product dynein axonemal heavy chain 1-like. The record is from RefSeq and is a predicted model, not a curated record. The transcript is spliced from 89 exons. The coding region runs from base 45 to 12620 and encodes 4191 amino acids. Gene Ontology annotation, cellular component: dynein complex. Lineage: Eukaryota; Metazoa; Arthropoda; Insecta; Lepidoptera; Crambidae. Gene Ontology annotation, molecular function: ATP hydrolysis activity; ATP binding; minus-end-directed microtubule motor activity. Gene Ontology annotation, biological process: microtubule-based movement.
AGUUAAUGUUAAUAAUUAUUCGAAUAAGUUGUUAAUUAUUGAUAAUGUAUAGUAAAAAGAAAAAAAUAAGACAGCAUGAUGUGGUUUACGACAAUACAACUAGAGAUUCUAUUCCUAAACGAGGAUACUACUCCGAAUUGGUUUCCGAUAUGUCAAAAGAAGACCCUUCUAAGGAUAUUUGCGCAAGAAAACGAAUGAAACUAAUUCUACAGGCUAAGACGGAUAAACUGGCGCCGACAUUGGUUUCACUGCCGAAACCUCAAAAACCGAAGAUUCUUUUGCCGCCGGGUCGGUGGACGACGUACAGAGAGGAUGAUAGCAUUCAAUUUCCAUUUGAGACAUUUGUGCCGAAGCUGCAAUUUCUCAGCAUUGUGCUGCCGAAGGAGUUACCAAGGCUCGUGAAGAUUGAGCGCUUGCGAAGGAAAUUUCUUGCAGCUAAUAUCAAGAAAAUGCUGCAAGGUCUAGGCAUACAACCGUACUGGCUUCUCCCUCCGUCUGAGUUCCAGCUGAGCGACCAGGAGUACUACGGGUUAUACAGCCCGUUCCCUAAGAUGGAACUGGAGAUUUUUGAUAACACCGACUUUGAUUGCCGUAUCCCGGAAGAAUGGCUCUCCCUGGGCAUGAUCGAGGGUGAGCAGUAUCCGUGCCCCGGACUGGCCUUCAUCCCUAAGGAGGAGGGCAAGGCAGCCAAGGGCGCCGGGGACACGAUACAGAUGCUCAACAAUUUGUAUGAGUGGACUAACGUGGCUGCGUUCAGUUACGACAAGGAAACUGAUCUCUGGGAGGUGAUGGCGUUGGACGGAACCAAAAGAAAAUUCAAUAUCCCGCGCAUCCGGCUGAUGUUCAAGGCGGAUGAUCCGGAGACGUUUGCGCAGCGCGUCAAGUUCGCCGUGGACCUACGGAGAGAGGUCGAAAACAACUUGCGGUUCUACUUAUACUUGGACUGUCUACUGCUGGAGGGUCUGCCGAUGAUGCCUCUGCACUUCAUGCCGGCAGUAUGGCGCAUGGUACGCGUGCAUCGCCAGGCACGCUCGCUUGAUGAGGACCACGCGCAGGCUCUCAGGAAGGAGGCCGAGCUUCUGUACAGAAAAAUGGAGGGCAAGAUGAAGAUAAUAUACACGAUACAAAAGUACAGGGACUUGUAUAACUUCAUAGACGUGCCGACCAAAGACUACGUGGCGCCCGUGCCUGAUUAUGGACGCUAUCCGUGCGUGAUGGAAGACUUCCAAGGCAGGAUGGAGUACAACCAGUGGUAUUCUCUGUACGUGCUCACGGAGGCUGUGUCCUGCAUACAUCUUGUCGUGGACGAGUGCUUGAAGGUGGAGUCGAUGCUAUUCUUCACAGCCAACUAUGGCCGAAAUGUGAGCUUAGCGGAAUUCGAUGCGGCCCAACAACAUUGCACCUCUAUGAUGCUGAAAUACCUAAAUAUAACUUGGUUGAACAACACAGCGCAUGCGAUCAGAAUGUCCUUCAGGGAUGUCGGUAAAGGGUGGUACAAUAUUUACGAGAAGAAGUGGGAAUUCUACGGCGUAAGCAAGCUUUGUCGGUUCAUGCAGCUCGUCAGGUUCCGAAUGCAGUACGCCCUUCGCUUCUGCAUCGAGCAAUCGAUGGCGAUGUUCGUUGCUAUGUGUGAGACUCCAUGCCUCUGUACCUACUGGUGCGAGGACGACUGGGAGUGGGACCCCUCGGACCUCAUCAACUCGCCCUUCCGCAGCGCGGCGCCCACGCUGUUCUACUUCUACCUGACCAUGGGCGCCGACGGGCCCUACUACACCACCAGCCCGGCGCAGUUUGAGAUCGUAAUCCAGCGGUUAUUCCGUGAGAUGCUGUAUCGGUGCCAUUUCAUCCCACAAGUGCACCCCAUGAUUAUGACCGGGCUGGUCUUCGACAAGGAGCUGUUCCUCACUUCGAUCGGUCUUAUGGAGCCGAACGUGGUGGAAUACCGCGACCGACUGCUCAAGGCGUAUCGCAAAGCCAUCAUCCCAUUAAUAGCGUAUAUGCGCCAGUACGAGUGCUACAAGGAAAUAUACUUGCUGGACAUCGAGGAGUACGUAGAGAACUUCCGCCUGGAAAAGCACUCGGCCUCAGAGACGCGGGAAGAAGUUCAGAUGCAUUACGACGCGAAGCAGGACUUGAUUUGGCGCCUGCCUCAGUACAUCAACAUUGGGCCUUUUGCGCUGAACGUAGACACGCUUAAGCAACUUCUGGUGAACAAGCGGUCAGACAUUAUCAAGGCCUUACUGACGAUGUGGGCGGAGGAAGUGCGAAUGGUGGUGGAAGACUCCAUCCAGGCCUACAAAAGCAUAAUGCGCAAGCUGGGUGAAAAGCCAAACACCAUAGAGCACGUAUUCGAGAUCCGAGAGUGGAUGGAGUCCAUUCCAUUCGCGCUCAAGACGCAGGAGGAUAUUAUGAAGAAGGUGCACACGGAUUAUGAAGUUCUGGAUGCCUUCUUCAUGCCAUUAGAAAACGAUGACUUCAAGGCUUUAUGGGAAGCCAUCGGAUGGCCGUUGUCGAUAACAAAACAGGUGGACGUAACGACCGAGUUCCUGGAGGAAGAGCAGGAGAAGUUCUGGAAGCUUCACCAGAUAGACGAGCAGACUAUGUUCGAUAAGAUCGACAUGUACAGCGCACAGUGCAUGGCCUUGACGCUGCAGAAUGACUUCGCCAAGGUCCAUGAGAUAGCUAACGACAUCAAGAAGGCGUGGAAAGGGAUGAAGGAUUCUCAGGAAUGGGGCCGUAUCUUAAAUCAGCGUCAGAAGCUGUUCGGGCAGCCCGUGAUACCGUUUACGGAUCUCAACCGCCUGGUGAAGGAGUUCGAACCCUACAGGAAUCUUUGGGUCACGGCUUCAGGUAAGAAUCAAAUAUUUUGUGCGCGCGAAGUGUGGUUCGACAACCCGCUGAUGUAUGUAGACGCGGACUCAAUCGAGCCGCUCAUCAACGAAUACUACAAGACGAUCGUCAAGUGCGUGCGCACAUUCGCAGACAUGCCCAAAGUGCAGCAAGUAGCCACUACUAUACGGGACGACAUCGACGAAUUCAGACCUCUAAUACCUGUCAUUCAAGCGGUCAGAAAUCCGGGUAUGAAGGAGCGACAUUGGAAUGAGUUCAUGGAGAAAGCUGGUAUAACCGUGACGAUGAACGAGAAACAAACAUUCACGAUGUGUCUGAAGCAAGGCAUGGCUGCCCACGGCGAGCUGAUCGCCGAGAUUGGGGAACUGGCCAGUAAAGAAUAUGUCAUCGAGCAGUCCCUGGACAAGAUGCAGGGCGACUGGGCCAACAAGGCCAUGGAGAUCGCGCCCUACAAGAACACUGGUACAUUCAUAAUGAAGAUAGCGGACGAAACGCUCCAGUUAUUAGACGAGCAUCUUCUGGCCACGCAGCAGCUCGGCUUCAGUCCCUUCAAGGCGGCAUUCGAGCUGCGCAUCACAGAGUGGGACGAAAAACUACGUUUGACGCAAAAAGUCGUGGACGAGUGGAUCGAGUGCCAGAAGGAAUGGAUGUACCUGGAGCCUAUUUUCACGUCAGAAGACAUCUCACGCCAACUGCCACUUGAAGCCAAGAAAUACGGCACCAUGGAGAGGAUAUGGCGGCGGAUAAUGGGCACUGCUGCUGCUUGCCCUAAGUUAAUGUUGAUCUGCCCGGACAGCCGGCUUCUAGACAGUCUGGUUGAAGCGCGGCAUCUGCUGGCAGUGGUAGCGAGAGGAUUGGCGGAGUACAUGGAAUUAAAACGGCUGCGUUUCCCUCGCUUCUUCUUCCUGAGCGACGACGAGCUGCUCGAGAUACUGUCUCAGUCGCGCAACCCGCGCGCGGUGCAGCCGCAUCUUAGGAAGUGCUUCGAGAAUAUUGCCAAGGUGACCUUUGAAGCGGAUCUCAGGAUCAGCCACAUGCACUCCAGCGAGGGAGAAAUUGUCGAGCUCAAGUACAAGUUCUAUCCCUCGUCCAACGUGGAGCAGUGGCUUUUGUUGCUAGAGGAUACUAUGAGGCACACAAUCCGGCUGACACUGGUAGCUGGUCUAGAAGAGUUAUGGACGAUGCCGCGCGCCGAGUGGGUGCUGCGCUGGCCGGGGCAGGUGGUCAUCGCCGGCUCGCAGACCGCCUGGACGGCCGGCGUGGAGGCCGCCAUCGAGGACUACCGCAUGGACCAGUUCUUCGAGGAGAACCUGCUCAUGCUGGACAGCCUUCGCGGUCUGGUGAAGGGCGAGCUGACGUUCUUCCAACGCGAGGUGGUGUGUGCUCUAAUCGUGAUAGAGGUGCACGCGCGUGACGUCACCAGGACGCUGGUGGAUGAGAACGUGAAGAAUGUGUCUGACUUCCAGUGGACUUGCCAGCUUAGGUACUACCAAGUAGUGAAGCCAAUGUACGAGUUUGAGGAAGGCGAGUCCCGCGAGAUCUACCAAGAUGAGAACCGACUAGACACCGCGCCUUAUUACCGCCAGUUCAGCCAGAACUACUGCGACGUUAAGGCGUUAAACUCCGUGUUCAAAUACUCCAGCGAGUACCUUGGGAACAGUGGGCGGCUGGUGAUCACGCCGCUGACCGACCGUUGCUACCUGACGCUGAUGUGCGCGAUGCAUCUGUACUUCGGCGGCGCGCCCGCCGGGCCCGCCGGCACCGGCAAGACUGAGACCACUAAGGAUCUGGCGAAGGCUCUCGCUGUGCAAUGCGUUGUGUUCAACUGUUCAGACCAGCUCGACUUCAUGGCCAUGGGAAAAUUUUUCAAGGGACUGGCUGCGUCUGGAGCCUGGGCGUGUUUUGAUGAGUUCAACCGAAUCGAUAUUGAAGUGUUGUCGGUGGUCGCUCAGCAGGUGGUGACUAUUCAGAAGGCUCAAGUGGCUCACCUAGAGAAGUUCAUGUUCGAAGGCUGCGAGCUCCCUCUGAAGGCGUCUUGCUCCGUCUUCAUCACCAUGAACCCUGGAUACGCGGGGCGCACGGAACUCCCUGACAACCUGAAAGCGUUGUUCCGACCGAUUGCUAUGAUGGUGCCGGACUAUGCUUUGAUCGCGGAGAUCUCUCUGUUUUCGUACGGGUUCUUCGAGGCCAAGAUCUUGGCAGGGAAGAUCACCACCACCUUCAGACUGAGCUCGGAACAGCUGUCGUCACAGGACCAUUACGAUUUCGGCAUGCGUGCGGUGAAAACAGUGAUUCUCGUGGCCGGCAACUUAAUUCGUCAGAUGCCAGACGGCGAAGAACGGCAGAUCGUGCUACGCGCGCUAAGAGACGUCAACGUGCCCAAGUUCUUGGCUGACGACUUGCUUCUAUUCAAUGGUAUUAUAUCAGAUUUGUUCCCACGUGUCGAGAUUCCAAUCGUGGACUAUGGCAUCAUGGAGCAAUCCAUCAGGAAUAUACUCGUGAAGAGGGGAUACGAUGAUCUUUACACGUUUAUUUUCAAAGUGAUCCAACUCUACGAGACGACUGUCGUGCGACACGGACUGAUGUUGGUUGGCCCCGCCGGCGCUGGAAAGACUAAGUGCUACGAGAUCCUCCGAGAUGCUUUGACCGCAAUCAAGGGCAAGCUAGCGCCAGAUGGGUUCCCGUUCACGCCGGUACACACCUUCGUCGUCAACCCCAAGUCGAUCACCAUGGGCCAGCUGUAUGGGGAGUUUGAUAUGCAGACCCACGAGUGGACGGACGGCAUCCUGUCGAGCCUGGUGCGCGGCGGCAUCGCCGUGGAGGACAUGGACAAGCGCUGGUACGUGUUCGACGGGCCCGUCGACGCCGUCUGGAUCGAGAACAUGAAUACUGUGUUAGACGACAACAAGAAGCUCUGCCUAUCGAGCGGCGAGAUCAUGAAGCUGACCGACCGGCAACGCAUGAUCUUCGAGGUGGCCGACCUGGCCGUGGCUUCUCCCGCCACCGUGUCUCGCUGCGGCAUGGUCUACCUGGACACGAGGGUCGUGGGCCUGCCGCCGCUGGUCAGCGCGUGGCUCAAGAGCAACAUCCCGCCGAUAGGCGAAAGCCUCCGCAAAUACUUCCCCAACCUGAUAACGAACUACCUGUACCCGUCGCUGACGCUGCUUCGCUCGCGGCUGACGGAGCUGGUGGUGUCCAUCGACUCGCAGCUCGUGCUGAAGUGUUUAGAACUCCUGGAUUACCGCAUGCGGCCGCUGACUGGGAAGGACGACCGCCCGCCGCCUGGGGCCGCUUUUAUUGCUAUGCUACCCAAACUAGCGCCGUGCUGGGUGGUGUGGGCGGUGAUAUGGUCGGUGGGCGCGACAUGCGACCACAACGGGCGCGCGAUAUUCUCCGACUUCAUGCGCAAGCUCACCGAGGAGAACGGCCUGAAGCCGCUGUUCCCUAAGGAGGGACGCGUGUAUGAUUAUACACUACACGAUGGAGGUUUCACUGAUCCGACCGAUGAUGGAGAGCCAGCCAACCCAUACUGGUACAACUGGAUGGCCAAUAUGGAGGAGUAUGAGGUCGACCCUGAGUGGCAGUUUGCAGAUAUCGAAGUCCCCACGCUAGACAAUGUACGCAGCGCGGCUAUGCUCGGCUACAAGAUAGCUAACUACAACCACGUGAUCUGCGUCGGGCCAACGGGCACUGGCAAGACUGUCACGAUCACGUCUAAACUGUCACGCGGGCUGCACAAGAAGUUUAUAUGCGAGUUUAUCGUGUUCUCCGCUAGGACGUCCGCUAAUCAGACCCAGGACGUGAUAGACAGCAAGCUGGAGCGGCGGCGGCGCGGCGUGUUCGGGCCGCCGCCCACCAAGCGGCAGGUGUUCUUCAUCGACGACCUCAACAUGCCCGCGCUGGAGGUGUACGGCGCGCAGCCGCCCAUCGAGCUGCUCAGGCAGUUCAUGGACUUCUCCGGCUGGUACGACCGCACCAACAUCGGCGAAUUCAAGAUGCUAGUGGACGUGGGCAUCGUGGCCGCCAUGGGCCCGCCCGGCGGCGGCCGCAACCCCGUCACCAUGCGCCUCAUGCGACACUUCCACUACGUCUCCUUCACCGAGAUGGAGUACGCCAGCAAGUACGCAAUAUUCAACACAAUCCUGUGCUCGUGGACGCGCUUCAUCGAGAAAGACGUGAAAGUCCGCGAGGGGCCGUUCCUAAAAGCAUCCAUAGACAUAUUCGCGUCGCUGGUGGAAGAACUACUUCCCACGCCUACCAAGUCGCACUACACCUUCAACCUGCGCGACCUUAGCAAGGUGUUCCAGGGGAUACUUAUGAUGGAUCCCCAUGCCGUCAAGGACGAAGACGACGUAAUCCGACUAUGGUACCACGAGCACCAGCGCGUGUAUCAAGACCGCUUGGUCUGCACAGAAGACCGCGUUUGGUUCGUGAACUUGCUGAACAAGAAGAUUCGUACGGAGUUUGGGAAGAAGGCAGCGGAGGUGGUGGGCGGUCGAUUGAUGCUAUUCGGAGACUUUAUGGACAUCGGCGCGGAUGAACGGAAGUACGUCGAGAUCACUGACCAGGAGGAGAUGGACUACGUGCUAAGCCACUACCUAGUGGAAUACAACUUAUCCACGACUGUUCCGCUGGACCUGGUGUUGUUUGAAGAUGCUGUAGGCCACCUGUGUCGUGUUGCCCGCAUCAUGAGGCAGCCGAUGGCUAACGCGUUGCUGCUUGGGAUGGGUGGCUCUGGUCGCCAAUCCCUCUCUCGUCUUGCCGCCAACAUGGCGGAGCUGACGUGCAUCCAGAUUGAGAUAACUAAAGCGUACGGCCAGACCGAGUGGCGCGACGACCUCAAGCAAACCAUGAUGAAGGCAGGCGCUGACAACCGCGGCAUUGUGUUCCUGUUUUCGGACGCGCAGAUAAAAAUGGAAUCCUUCCUAGAAGACCUGAACAACAUCCUCAGCUCAGGGGACGUGCCAAACAUCUACGAGGCGGAGGAUCUCGACAAGAUCUACAUGUCAGUGCGGCACGCGGUUAUGGAGAUGAAUCUGGCGGCCACGAAGACCAACCUGUUCGCUUGCUACCAGCGCCGCGUCCGGAGCAACCUGCAUAUUGUGGUGGUCAUGAGCCCUGUGGGAGAGAUAUUCCGCGCGCGUCUUCGUCAGUUCCCGUCGCUGGUCAACUGCUGCACCAUCGACUGGUUCAGCGAGUGGCCCAAGUCGGCGCUGGAGUCGGUCGCCACGCACUUCUUCCACAACAUGGGCGAGCUCGUCACCACCGACGAGAUCAUCGACUCCAUGGUGUCGGUGUGCUGCUUCGCCCACCAGUCCGUCGUCGACGCCAGCGCCAGGUUCCUGGCUCAACUGAACCGGCUCAACUACGUCACGCCUAUGUCGUACAUGGAAAUGCUUGGCGCAUACGCGGAGAUGUUCCGCAAGCAGCGACAGAACAUACUCAACGAGUCCAACGCGCUCAAGACUGGUUUGGACAAGCUGAACCAGACAGAAGUAGAAGUGAAGCAGCUACAAAUAGAGUUGGCCGAGCUGAAGCCACUCAUGGAGAAGGCUGCCGAGGAAACUAGGAAGGUCAUCGACCAGAUCGCAAUCGACACGGCUAUAGCAGAAGAGGCCCGCAUUAAAGUGGAAAAAGAACAGUCAGUGGCAGAGAAAAUGGCCGCGGAAACCACCGCUAUGGCUGAGGACGCGCAAAGAGACUUAGAUGAGGCGAUGCCCGCUCUUCGCGCGGCGGAGAACGCGUUAAAAGAGCUGAACCGCAACGAUAUCGUGGAGGUGAAGGCGUUAAAGAAGCCGCCCGGUGGAGUCGUGCUCGUCAUCGAGUCGUUGUGCGUGGUGUUUGACAUCAAGCCCAUCAAGGAACCCGGCACCUCAUUCGGCGAGAAAGUCCUUAACUACUGGAAGCCCGGCUCGCAGAUGUUAGCCGACCCGACCGCCUUCCUGGACUCGCUCAUGAAGUUCGACAAGGAGUCCAUCACCGAGGACAUGAUCAAGAAGCUCAAGCGGUUCAUCGCCAACCCGGACUACGAGCCCACCAAGAUCCUGAAGGUGUCCAAAGCGUGCAUGUCUCUAUGCAUGUGGGUGCACGCCAUGUACAAAUUCUACCACGUCAACAAGGCCGUAGCACCCAAGAAAGAGGCUUUAGAACGCGCCACCAAGGACUUGGCGGCUGUCGAAGCAAUGCUGGCCAACGCCAAAGCGAAGAUGCAAGCAUUGCUCGAAGGCAUAGCCAAGCUGAACGCGUACUUACAGGAGAAGGAAGAAGAAAAGCGUAAGAUGGAGGAAGACAUUAACCAGUGCCUGGCCAGGAUGGACCGCGCCAACCGAUUACUCAACGGGUUGUCGAGCGAGCGAGUGCGCUGGAUAAGCACGAUCAAGAAACUGGAUGUGGACAUCGUCAGCUUGAUCGGGGAUAUUCUGAUCAGCGCCUGCGCUGUCGGCUACAUAACACCAUUCACUGACGAGUUCAGAAGAGAGUUACUUCAUGAAUGGAUGAAGCACAUGGAGGAAGUGGCAGUCCCUCACACAGAUGGCGCCACUCCACUUUCGAUUCUUGGGGAUCCUGUGCAAAUCAGAACGUGGCAGAUGUACGGACUGCCGCGAGAUCCGCUGUCAGUCGAGUCUGCAGUACUGAUGUCUAACUCCCGGCGCUGGCCGCUCAUCAUCGACCCGCAAACGCAGGCCAACAAGUGGAUCCGCGCUAUGGGCAAAAUCGAAGGCCUAGUGGUUUGCAAGCCGAAUGACCGCGACCUGCUUCGGAACUUCGAGUCUGCGCUGCGCUUCGGGAAACCCAUUCUUUUGGAGAAUGUCGGGCAAGAGUUGGACCCCGCAUUGGACCCGGUCUUGAAGCGGCAAUACUUCCGCCAAGCCGGCCAGAUGGUGCUCAAACUGGGCGACUCUCUCAUCCCCUACAUGCCAGGCUUUCGUCUCUACAUCACCACCAAGCUGCCCAACCCGAAGUACACCCCUGAAACCUCCGUCAAAGUGCAGAUCGUCAACUUUGCGCUGGUGCCCAGCGGUCUAGCAGAACAGCUGCUAUCCAUAGUAGUAGCACAAGAGCGUCCAGACUUAGAAGAGCUACGCGGUCAGCUGAUCGUAUCUCGCGCGCAGAUGUCAGCUCAGCUGGCUGAGAUGCAAGCUGAUAUUUUAUACGGGCUGUCCAAUAGCGAGGGAUCGCCUGUGGAUGACGUACCGCUUAUUCUCACGCUGGAAGCUAUCAAGAUUAAGAGCGCUGAGAUCCUGAUUAAAGUGGAAGACAUAGAGCGAACCACGAUCGAAAUAGACGUGGCGCGAGAAGACUACGUGCCGGUGGCCAAUCGAGGGCAGAUCCUCUUCUUCUGUUUAUCAGGCAUGGCCAACGUCGACCCCAUGUAUCAGUACUCGCUCGAGUGGUUCGUCAAACUGUUCAUACGCAGCAUGGCUGAGACCGAGCCUAAUGAGGACAUAAUGGAACGCGUGUACAUAAUAAUCGAGCACUUCACUUUCUUGCUAUACGUGAACGUGUGCCGCAGUCUGUUUGAGAGGCACAAGCUGUUGUUCGCGUUUCUGCUCUGUGCGCGAAUUCUGCUCGACCGCGGCUCGAUCAGGCUCAUAGAGUUCAACUUCUUGCUGAACGGGGCUAAGAUUGAGGAGGAGCUGGAGAACCCCGAACCAAAGUGGGUGUCAGAGAGGAUGUGGCUGGACAUGCAGCAACUAGCUUCCAUCCCCACCAUGAAGCAGUUCGUGCUGGAAGACUUCCCCAACCAGAUCAAGUUCUUCCGGACUUACUACGACGCCUGGAACCCGCACAAGCUCCCAUUCCCGAAACCAUUGGACACUCAACUGGACGCUUUCCAGAAGUUGCUCGUGCUGAAGUGUUUGCGGCCUGACAAGCUGGUUCCAGGUCUCCAGGAUUACGUGGUGGUGGGCCUAGGCGGGCGCUUCGUUGAACCACAGCCGGCAGACUUGGCGGCGUUAUACGCGGAGUCCGACCCGCUAGCGCCUAUCAUCUUCGUGCUGUCCACUGGCACCGACCCUGCUGCUGAUCUGCUGAAGUUUGCUGACAAGAUGAAGAUGGGCAAGCGCUUCGAGAGCAUCUCGCUCGGGCAGGGCCAGGGCCCGCUGGCCGAGGCCAUGAUGCGAGUCGGCUGCGACUUCGGCAACUGGGUGUUCUUCCAGAACUGCCACUUGUCGCCAUCUUGGAUGCCGGUGCUAGAAUUAAACGUUGAGCAUAUCCAACCGGAAUUGGUUCAUAAGGAUUUCCGUUUGUGGUUAACCGCAAUGCCUUCCCCACACUUCCCAGUCGCAUUGCUGCAAAAUGGCUACAAAAUGACAGUGGAGCCACCUAGAGGAAUCAAGGCGAACUUGCUGAAGGCCUACAUGAACCAAGUGCCUGACUUCGCGGAUUACUUCAACUCUUCGGAUAGCAAAGUUCCUAAUUUCAAGUGGCUGCUAUUCUCGCUGUGCUUAUUCCACGGCGUGGUGCUAGAGCGGCGCAAGUUCGGGCCGCUCGGUUUCAACAUCCCAUACGAGUUUACCGACGGUGAUCUGCGCAUCUGCAUCUCACAGCUUCAUAUGUUCCUUACGGAGUACACCGAGGUGCCGUUAAGGAUGUUGACUUACACCGCCGGGCACAUAAACUACGGCGGGCGCGUGACCGACGACUGGGACCGACGAUGCCUGCUGUGCCUGCUGGCCGACUACUACUCCACCCAGGUGCUGUCCGACCGGUAUAUGUUUGACGAGAGCGGAGCUUACAAACAGCAAACGCCCUCAUCGAACAUCGAGGCGUACACGACAUACAUCCGAACGCUGCCGCUGAAUGACGACCCGUCGCUGUUCGGGCUCCACAGCAACGCAAACAUCAGCUACGCCAUGUCAGAGACAAACACAUGCCUUGGUAUACUCCGCAACCUCCAGCCGAAGGAAGUAAGCGGCGGCGGUGGCCUUAGCGCUGAAGAAAUGACAGAACGAGCGGCUAAAGAAAUCUUGGAGAUCAUGCCCCCUAUGCUGGAUCAGAAGUACAUUGCUACCACGUACCCGGUGUCUUACAAGGAGUCUUUGAACACCGUGUUGAUACAAGAAGCUAUUCGGUACAACAGAUUGUUGUCGGUCAUCAAUAAUUCUCUUAGGGACUUGCUGAAGGCCCUCAAGGGUCUGGUGGUGAUGUCAGAAGCGCUAGAGAGCAUGUCCGGCAGCCUGGCGCGUAACGCCGUGCCUCUGAUGUGGAGCUCCAAAGCGUACCCCUCGCUCAAGCCGCUAGCGGCAUGGGUGAAGGACUUAUGCCUACGAGUCCAGUUCAUGCAAGGCUGGGCGGACGCGGGCAUCCCCAAGGUGUUUUGGAUAUCGGGUUUCUACUUCCCGCAGGCGUUCCUCACUGGUGCACUUCAGAACUACGCCAGGAAGCACGUUAUUGCUAUCGAUACCAUCUCGUAUGCAUUUGAGGCGCUCCCGGGGGCUCCAGCCAAGAGGCCAGAUGACGGGUGCUGCGUGCGUGGACUGUACCUCGAAGGCGCGCGUUGGAACAUGGGCGACAUGUCGCUGGAAGAAAGCCGUCCUAAGGAGCUGCACACAGAAAUGGCGAUUAUCUACAUGAAACCGGAGCAGAACCACAAGCUUCAAUCGGGACUUUACGAGUGUCCCACUUACAAGACUUUACUGCGAGCCGGGACACUCUCCACUACGGGACACUCAACCAACUACGUCAUGACCAUAGAGCUGACUACCCACAAACCGCAAUCUCAUUGGAUCAAGCGUGGUGUGGCGCUGUUCUGUGCUUUGGACUAUUAA